GCAGCCGUGACUUCAGCUUCUCUGAAUUAGAGUGUGACUGAGGUAUUAUCAAAGGGGGACUUGCAAAAGGGCCAGCCAAGAGGCUUAUGGUGCGUCUGAAAAGCAAAAGAGAAAGCUUUGCAAAAAAGAAGAAGAAAGAUAGAAAAGUACUUUUAUGGGGUUGCUUAAGAGCUGAGCACAGGAGGAAGUGCAUUGGCAAAUCAACCUCAAGCGAGACUUCAUUUUUCAAGCAAGCUCCAGAGGGAAUCAAAACAGGGCCCGGGAUUAGAAGAAGUGUCACAGUACAGAGACACUUGGAAAAAUAGCUACGUUUAAAAAGCCAACUAAAACCCUGGUUCAAAAUGUCCCUCAAGCUGCCGCGGAAUUGGGAUUUCAACCUGAAAAUGGAUGCUGCAAAAAUAGCUCGUUCCAGGAGCGUGAUGACCGGUGAUCCCAUGGCGGCCUGCAACUGGACAGCCUCCCCCAACCUGCUGGAGCGGCCCCUGAAGAUCGGCUGGCUGAAGAAGCAGCGCUCCAUCGUCAAGAACUGGCAACAGCGGUACUUUGUACUGAGGGGCCAGCAGCUGUGUUACUACAAGGAUGAGGAAGAUGCCAAGCCCCAGGGCUGCCUGUUUCUGCAGGGAAGCACUAUCAAGGAGUCAGUCAGCAACCCAGAGGAAGCGGGGAAGUUUAUAUUUGAAAUCAUCCCAGGGGUCUCGGGAGACCAGAAUCGAACAGGACAAGACUCCUAUGUACUGAUGGCCAACUCCCAAUCCGAGAUGGAUGAGUGGGUUAAGUCUAUCCGAAGAGUGGUGGGAUCUCCAUCAGGAGUGGUAUUUGGCCAGCGCUUGGCUGAGACUGUGGCAUAUGAACAGAAAUUUGGGCAGCACCUGGUUCCUAUCUUGGUGGAGACAUGUGCAGAGUUCAUACGCGAGCACGGCAUGAAUGAGGAGGGCAUCUUCCGACUGCCUGGCCAGGACAACCUGGUGAAGCAGCUGAGGGACGCAUUUGACGCUGGGGAAAGGCCAUCUUUUGACCGCGAUACAGAUGUACAUACGGUGGCAUCUUUGUUCAAACUCUACCUGAGGGAACUCCCAGAGCCGGUUGUACCCUGGUUGCAGUAUGAGGACUUCCUCCUGUGUGGAAUGCUUCUGAAUGCCGAUGAAAUGAAGGGUCAUCAGGAGCUAGUGAAGCAGUUGUCCGUGCUUCCCCGAGUCAAUUACAACCUCCUCAGUUAUAUCUGCAGGUUCCUACAUGAAAUACAGCUGAACUCCAGUGUCAACAAGAUGAGUGUGGAUAACCUGGCAACAGUGAUUGGAGUGAAUAUCAUCAGGCCGAAGAUAGAGGACCCUGCAGUUAUUAUGAGAGGCACCCCCCAGAUCCAGAGAGUGAUGACUGUGAUGAUAAGUGACCAUGCCAAGCUCUUCCCCGUGUCCAAAGAUGAGCCCCCUUCUCCACCCGCCACCCAAAGGAACGAUUCUAAGAAGAUCCAAGUGCCACGCAGUUCCGUGGGCUGGGAUGCUGCAGAAGAUCCACCAGCAUCCAAGGCAAAUACUGUAACCCAAGGCCCAAGGAGAGAUGACCUAGAUACCAGCAGUCCCACUUCCUCCAGAGCAGCAGUCAGACUGGGCGCAUCUCUCGAAGAUGAUGUAAACCAACCCAAAGAUUUGCUGGAAAUGUGGAAAAUACAGUCCAGGAAAAGAACUCAGACCCUUCCUAACAGGAAAUCCUUCCUAACUGCUUCCUCUCAGGGGGAGAAAGCCAGCAGCGAUAAAAAUGACAUAUUCAACAAUGACUUCUGGACAUCUUCAGGAAGUCAGUUGUCUCCUACUUCCCCGACAGAUGGACACAAAAGAACAUUGUCUCAGGAUCUUUUUAAGCUGCUCGACCUUCACCGGACUUCGACCUACGACAAUGUCCCUACCUGCCAGGCAGAGCGUGGGGAGAGUGCUUGCACAGUAAGCAGCACCUCCAAGAAAGAUUUGUUAGCAAACCAAAGCCCCAGCCUUGUGCCAAAGGAACUAUCGGGUCCAAACAUCGGUGCUGAGGACUGUGGCUCUGGUCAGGAGAACCUGGAGGCCCUUCGAAAGGUGACCCUGGGGCUGAAAAAAGAAAUGGAAACGCAGAAAAAGGACUAUGAAGAGCAAAUUAAAAGCCUCCAGAAGGAGAACUACGAAGUCUGGGCCAAAGUGGUACGACUGAAUGAAGAGAUCGAGAAAGAGAAGAAGAAGUUUGCGGCGCUGGAACUGAAGCUUCAGAAUGUGGAGCGCUCACGGGAAGACAUUGAAAAGAGGAACAAGGUGCUGGAGCAGGAGAUCCAGGACUUCAUGAAAUCCAUGAGUGAUCCCAGGGACAAAAGAAAAUAAGAGAACGGACCUGGAUUUGCACACACAUGGAGAACAGCUGCAUGGGGGAUUAUCCUCCCCCUUCAGAUAGGAAUUGCCAGACUGGGUUGAACCAGGGAUCUCUCUUGUCCAGAAUUCUGUUGCUGUGAAUGGCCAGCACCAGCUGGUUCAGAGGAGGGUGUAAGGAGCUCUACAGGUUAAUCUUCCUCUAGGGAAAGUCCCUUCCUGACCUCUAGUAGUGAGAGGUUGGUUUAUGCCCUGAAGUAGGAGGGUUUACAGCCUUUUCAAAACUCUCUCUUUUGUUUUUUUACUCCUACUCUGUUCAUGUUAUCCGUAUACAUGGUCAAUAAUUUUUUGAAUUCUGCUAAACACUCAGCAUGAAUAAUACCAUGUGGCAGGGAGUUUCACAUGCUGAUUGUACAUGAUGCCCAUUCACAGUGGCCCUGAAGGAAUCUCUCUGUCACACACCAGUUCCCUGGCCUGAAGGGUGAUAACACUUGUCCGGGGAGAAAGGACUGAUGGUUUUAAGUUUCUCAGAGGGGAACAAAAAUAACACUGAAAAACUGGAACCAGGAACUUGGAAGAGCCUGUGGCCUUAUCAUUACAUAGGCAACUGCUCUGAGUUUGUUUGGACAUUAUACCACAUCCUACAGUUAAAUCCUUUUUCUCCAUCCUCUGCUCCUAGCCUGAGUGAAAUUACAGUUUUCAGAAUAAAGUCUAAAUUUUAGGAUUGCUGUCAUAGAGAUGGAUAAAACCAACUAGAUCACCUUAUGCACCCCUCCCCCCCGGAAGUUCAGUGCAGGAUUGUUCCCCAAAGUAUAUUGUCCCGUCACACUUUAUAUUAAGGUUCCAUUUAUAAAUAGUCUAUAACAGGUUAAUAAAUCAUAACUGUUGUUUUAAUAAAUGGUUAGUCAAUCAUUUUAGAUUGUUGUGGACUCCAAUAGGCCAAUAGAUUGCUUAUAAACAUAACAUGCUAAUUGUGUGCUUUUAAUCAUCUAUAACACAUGCGACUGAUGUCUGUAACCUGCUUAUAACAUCAUUUAUUAACCCUUCAUAAACCAUUUAUAACUCACAGAAUCAUAGAAAUUGAGGACUGGAAGGGAUCUUGAUAUGAUCUUAGUCCAGUCCCCUGCACUGAGACAGGACUAAGUAUUAUCUAGACCUGGAGUAGUCAAUUAUUUUUUGUCAAGGUGCAAAUUUCUUGGUCAAGGUAUAGUCAGGGUCCAGAUUCCAGAGAAAAUAAUUUUAAAAAAUUAUAAUAAUAAGUAAAUAUGUAGAUUUCGGAGUCCGUUCAAAAACGUCUGGUGGUCUGGAUUUGGCUCGCAGUAUACCUAUUGACUACUCCUGAUCUAGACCAUCGCUGGCAGGUGUUUAUCUAACCUGUUCUUAAAAACCUCCAAUGAUGGAGAUUCCACAGCCCCCCUAGGUAACGUGUUCCAGUGCUUAACUACCUUCACAGUUAGGAAGUUUUUCCUAAUGUCCAACCUAAACUGCCCUUGCUGCAAUUUAAAUCCAUUAAUUCUUGUCCUGUCCUCAGUGCAUAAGGAGAACAAUUUAUCACCGUCCUCUCUAUAACAAUCUUUUAUGUACUUGACUGGAACUUUAAUACAAAGGGUGACCUCCUACAACCAUGUACAGUAUAGUCAACGGUGCUGCAUUAAUCGGACCUCAUAGGCUCAAAAGUUUGGCUCAAGUUCUGUUUGGGAAAGACUACGAACAAAAAAAAAAAAGCAGAGAAAAAACAAUCGAAUGCCGAAAGUGUGAAAGGGAGUGAGGAGUGGGGACAAUGCUAAUGCAAAGUCCAAAUGUCUACUUUGUUUAUAAAGCACCCGCUUGUGCCAUCCUAACUGUAGCAGGGCUCUUUGGUCCCGAACACUCAGCCCAUGCUCUUUAAGCUAGAAAUCACACCGGCAUUUCUUUAAACUGAAACAACCUCGUGACAAAUCUGAGUUUCAAGUACAGGGAACAGAAAGGUUUGGGGAAGUGGAACUAUUUUUGGGAACCCUCCCCAAAAAGUCAUUCAUGGGGUUUCAGAAAACCUCUUCCUUCAUCAGGUUCACCCAUCGCCAGUGCUCAUGGAAUCUUCUAAAAUCUGUAGCACUCCUUAAUGCCGCCCUCCCCAAAACCUACAUGACGGAAAUAGCAUUAGUCUGCCCCCAGUAUCAUAGAAUAUCAGGGUUGGAAGAGAUCUCAGAAGGUCAUCUAGUCCAACCCCCUGCUCAAAGCAGGACCAACACCAACUAAAUCAUCCCAGCCAAGGCUUUGUCAAGCCAGGCCUUAAAAACCUCUAAGGAUGGAGAUUCCACCACCUCCCUAGGUAACCCAUUCCAGCGCUUCAUCACCCUCCUAGUGAAAUAGUGUUUCCUAAUAUCCAACCUAGACCUCCCCCACUGCAACUUGAGACUAUUGCUCCUUGUUGUGUCAUCUGCCACCACUGAGAACAGCCGAGCUCCAUCCUCAUUGGAACCCCCCUUCAGGUAGUUGAAGGCCGCUAUCAAAUCCUCCCUCACUCUUCUCUUCUGCAGACUAAAUCACCCCAGUUCCCUCAGCCUCUCCUCAUAAGUCAUGUGCCCCAGCCCCCUAAUCAUUUUCGUUGCUCUCUGCUGGACUCUCUCCAAUUUGUCCACAUCCCUUCUGUAGUGGGGGGACCAAAACUGGACGCAGUACUCCAGAUGUGGCCUUACCAGUGCCGAAUAGAGGGAAUAAUCACUUCCCUCGAUCUGCUGGCAAUGCUCCUACUAAUACAAUCAUUGCUGGAGAAAGCUUGUUCUGAUGAUGUAAUGAUUAUACCUUGCGUUUUACUGGCUCACUGUGUUGUCACUCAGUAGCCUGUGAGUGGGAGCUGUGGAUAAGCCAGAAUGUUCCUGCCCGUAUAGUUUGAAUUGAGCAUAGUCGAAUUAAGCUUUUUAAUUAAAAGCAGUUGUUAUUUUUUCUAA
Molecule: messenger RNA, 5260 nt
Organism: Caretta caretta (loggerhead turtle)
Lineage: Eukaryota; Metazoa; Chordata; Testudines; Cheloniidae
Gene: ARHGAP25
Product: Rho GTPase activating protein 25
Biological process (GO): actin filament organization; activation of GTPase activity; negative regulation of small GTPase mediated signal transduction
Cellular component (GO): phagocytic cup
Molecular function (GO): GTPase activator activity
Source: RefSeq, a predicted model, not a curated record